UUUUGUCAUUGUCAGAUAAGAUGGCAGCAGUAGGGACCAUUUGGUCACAUUAAAUGCAUCCACUGCAGAUUCUCUUCACGAUCGAGAGAAUCAAUGGCGAUUGCCUAGUGGAUGUUCUUUACCAACGGUUUUCCUAAGAGCCAAGGCAUUUUAGGGGUGGAAAAGUUUGUGGGUUUUGACCUUAUUGUCAUGGAUUGGGAAAAGGCUUCAGAUGCAUAUGGCAAGUUGAUCAAAGAUGGCAAUGAGUCGAUGAAAGUUAGAGCUACUAUCGAGCUCGGGAAACUAUCCAAAGAUGCUCCGGAGGCCAUUAUUGAAAGAAUAGUGCCACUUCUUGUUAAUCUCUUAAAUCUUUCUACUGGUGGUUCACAAUUACUUCAAGAAGCAGCUGUUUUUUCUCUCAGAUCUAUUGCUCAUCGAUGUGAUAAGUUCUGCAUUUGCAUUGGGGAUGGUGGGGCUAUUCCCAUUCUUAUGAGGUUGUUGUUGAACUCACAAGGUAGAUUUCAGAGGUUGGUGGUAAAAUGCUUAAGGGAACUAGUUAUAUGCACUCCCAGCAAUCGAAUUAUUCUCGCUAGAAAUGGUGGUCUCGAACCCAUUCUUAACCUAAUGUCAUCUUCUUCGCAAUAUACGAAGCCCUAUUUUGCAGAGAUUUUAAGUUCAUUGACUCUGUUAAGGGAGGUUAGACGGAUAAUUAUCAAUGUUGGGGGCCUUCUAUCUCUCAUUGAAUGUGCUACAAUAGGAAUGAUGGUUUCAAGAACAAGAGCUGCUCAUGCACUUGGACUGUUGGGGAUGACAAGAAGGUCGAGGAGGUUGCUUGUUGAUUUGGGGGUUAUCCCUGUAUUGAUCAAUUUGUUACGAGAAGGCGAUAUGCCUGCAAAACUUGUAUCUGGAAAUGCACUGGGAAUAAUUUCAUCUCAUCUCGACUAUCUAAGACCCAUUGCCCAAGAAGGAGCUAUCCCAAUAUUUGCUCAAUUACUCGAAGGUUCUGAGCAUAUGGGUAAGGAAAUUGCUGAAGAUGUGUUUUGUAUAUUGGCUGUUGCGGAGGAGAAUGCAGUGGCCAUAGCUGGACACUUAGUUAGAAUCCUUCAAGGGUCAAACGAUGAAGCAAAAGCUGCAGCAGCUGAUGUUCUUUGGGAUCUUUCGAGUUAUAAGCAUUCAAUAUCAGUUGUUCGAGCAUCUGGGGCAAUUCCCGUGUUGCUUGAACUUUUGCAAGAUGGGAAUGCUGAUGUUAGAGAGAAGGCAUCAGGGGCUGUUGCCCAAUUGAGUUAUGAUGAAGGGGACAGAGGAGCUUUGGCACAAGCUGGGAUUAUUCCAAUCCUCAUGAACUUGUUGAGAGAGGAUUCGGAAGAGCUCAAGGAUAAUGCCGCCGAGGCGCUGAUCAAUUUCUCAGAGGACCCAUUAUUGAGAGACAUGAUAUCGGGGGCUUUUGAUAUUCCUUCCUUUAGAAAUAUACAAGAUAGGUUAGCUAGAGUUCAGUCAUCUGAUGAGCACACUGUUAGAUCUUUGAGACUGAUGAGCAUUGAACAGUUCACAUGGGAUCCACAAUUUGAAAAAGUUCCGUGGUAAACCAUGUAACUUUGAAAUGGAAGUUGCUUCCCCCAAGAAAAUAUUUCAUCGCUGGCUUCUUGAGGUGAGAGGGACAAGGCCAUGAAAGCAGGUUCAGCUCUUUGAGUCCAAGAUCUGCCAGCUCUGUGUCGUCUCCAAAGGCAUUUUCAUGCAACAGCCCAACCUCCUUGAGCUUGAGGCACACAUCAAAAUAUGUGGUAUCUCUCUCUCUCUCUCUUAUAUAUUCUCUGUUUCCCAAUGAUAAUCUCUUUUUGAUCCGCCCUAUUGAAAUCUGCACUAAAUUUCUCUCACUUUCCCAAACUCCCUCUCUCCUCUUCUAUAUUGUGUUUUUUACCUGCUCUCUUUCACUCUUGCCCUUUCUGUAAAUACUCAUUGUUUCAUACUCAGAAAAUUUUCCUUCGUGCUAUCUUUCUCUCUCUAUCUUUUAUGUGCAACACAUCCCUUUCCUGAUUAUGAAUUUCUCUUAAGUGGGUUCUAUUCUCUCUGUGAUUUCUUUUUUAUUUUUUCUCUAUAAACCUUUUUUCUUUAUUCUCUCUGAGGCUAUAAGGACAAGAGCUAGGCCGGGCCAAGAUCAAGGAUGGCCUGGCCCAGGCCCAGCAUGUUGCCACCCUUAAGCUUCCCUAAGGGCGCGUUUGAUAAUAGGAAGUUGGUUACUAGAAGAUGGAACUUACCUGUUACUAUUCAUAUUUUGUGUUUGCUAAAAAAGGGCAAGAUAAAAAGAGAACUUCAUUUUACUAUUCAUGUUCUCACUUUUACUCAUAGAAAAAGUUCCGUGGUAAACCACGGAACUUUGAAAUGGAAGUUGCUUCCCCCAAGAAAACAUUUCAUUGCUGGCUUCUUGAGGUGAGAGGGACAAGGCCAGGAAAGCAGGUCCAGCUCUUUGAGUCCGAGAUGUGCCAGCUCUGUGUCGUCUCCAAAGGCAUUUUCAUGCAACAGCCCAACCUCCUCGAGCUUGAGGCACACAUCAAAAUAUGUGCUCUCUCUCUCUCUCUCUCUCUCUCUCUCUUAUAUAUUCUCUAUUUCCCAAUGAUAAUCUCUUUUUGAUCCUCCCCAUUGAAAUUUGCACUAAAUCUCUCUCACUUUUUCCAAACUCCCUCUCUCCUCUUCAAUAUUGUGUUUUUGACCCUCUCUCUUUCACUCUUGCCCUUUCUGUAAAUACUCAUUGUUUCAUACUCAGAAAAUUUCCUUUCAUGCUAUCUUUCUCUCUCUACCUUUUAUGUGAAAACACAUUCCUUUCUUGAUUAUGAAUUUCUCUUAAGUGGGUUCUAUUCUCUUUGUGAUUUCUUUUUUUUUUUUUCUUUUUUCUCUAUAAACCUUUUUUGUUAAAUCCAUGUUGCCCUUCUAUUGUGAAAUUCAUUAGUUUUCUGUAAAAGUAGGUUUUUGUUUUCUUCCCUAUUGUUUGGUGAUGACGUUGUUAUUUUUGAUGGAUUAAGCAAAGGGGCUUAUGAGAUUUCUUCGUUUGAUGUGAAGAACGUUUAUAGGAAUUUUUGUUUAGCUCUAUGGGGAUUUUUAUUUUGCCUAACUUGACAGGGAAUUUAAUUGAGGAAAUAGAAGAAUUUUGUUUUUUGUUUUUUAAUUUUCCUCUCUCUACCUUCCCUAUGGUGUAUUUUGGUGUGGUUCGCAUGAUGUGUUCAUUUAGAGUUUGGAGGGGCAACUCUUUCUGGUUAUGAU
This is a messenger RNA of Amborella trichopoda, 3234 nucleotides long. Its product is annotated as ARM repeat superfamily protein. The record is from RefSeq and is a predicted model, not a curated record. Gene Ontology annotation, molecular function: protein binding. Lineage: Eukaryota; Viridiplantae; Streptophyta; Magnoliopsida; Amborellales; Amborellaceae.